This is a messenger RNA of Staurois parvus, 321 nucleotides long. NCBI's taxonomy places the organism in Eukaryota, Metazoa, Chordata, Amphibia, Anura, Ranidae. The record is from the annotation of a GenBank genome assembly.
CCUGGACCUCCAGGCACCAUGCUGAUGUUGCCGUUUCGGUAUUCAAGUGAUGGAGAAAAAGGACCACCUAUCUCAGCACAAGAAGCCCAAGCUCAAGCCAUCCUUCAACAAGCUCGUAUUGCCAUGAGGGGACCUCCAGGCCCAAUGGGUCUCACUGGAAGAUCUGGCCCAGUGGGGUCUCCAGGUGCUGCAGGCAUUAAAGGAGAGUCAGGAGAACCAGGCCCCCAGGGUCCUAGAGGAAUUCAGGGAGGACCUGGUUCAAUGGGAAAAGCUGGCAAAAGAGGACGUCCUGGAACAGAUGGAGCCCGUGGAAUGCCUGGA